GUUAGUUGUUUCCAAUUAAUCUUAAAAGCUUAUUUUUCAGGUCCAAUGGAGUUAACAAACGAUCAGAAAUUGAUGUUUUAUUCAUUGUAUAAGCAAGCGAUUAUGGGCAAAAACACUUCUCCCAAACCAAAUUUUUUAAAUUUUGUUGAAAAAUCUAAAUGGGAAGCUUGGACAAAACUGUCUGACAUGUCUUCAGAUGAAGCUAAAUUGAAAUAUGUUGAAGCAGUAAAAGAAAUGAUUGAAGCAAUGUCGAAAACGUUAAAUGUUACAGAAUGGCUAAAAAAUAUUGACACCGAAUUAGCUCAAAAACUGGAAUUGAUAAAUUAUGAUUAA
Thelazia callipaeda (thelaziosis nematode) is the source of this 333-nucleotide messenger RNA. The record is from the annotation of a GenBank genome assembly. Lineage: Eukaryota; Metazoa; Nematoda; Chromadorea; Rhabditida; Thelaziidae.